AAACAGCACGAAUUUCAAGUCAGGAUAAAGUCACAAUUUUUUCAUCUCUCAGGACUCUCUCUCGCUCUCAAAACUCUCCGUUUCCCUCUCGUUAUCUCCGAUCUUCCGUCAGUUGAGUCGCGGCGGCUGAGUUGAAAUGGCAGGUAGUAGAUGGAUCCGGCCUGAGGUUUAUCCUCUGUUCGCUGCCAUGGGAGUCGCCGUUGGUAUCUGUGGUAUGCAGCUCAUCCGCAACGUCACCAUCAAUCCUGAAGUCAGGGUUAACAAGCAGAACAGGGCUGCCGGAAUUUUGGAUAACUUUGAGGAAGGGAGAAAGUAUUCUGAGAACUUUCUGAGGAAAUUUGCUCGUAACAAGAGUCCUGAAAUUAUGCCAUCCAUCAAUCGCUUCUUCACAGACCCCAACUAAACUGAUCAAUUCUUCACUCCUAUGCAAAAUUGUUGGAUACAAUGUCUGCAACCCAAUGCUGCUGUUUGUGACAGAAGUUUAGUUGUAGUGAUGUGUGUUUACUGAAUGUGGUUCAAACUGAAAAUAAUAUAUGGGUGUUCGCUUUGCAACUUUUUUCUACUUUGGAAUGAACUCUGCAUCCUCAGUAUCAAAAAACAGUACUGAGUUCUGAAUCUAUUGAUGUUUCAUAUUUAAUAAUGCUGUGUGAAUAUUACAGUGGGUGUUGCUGCUAAUUGCAAUAUAUGGAGUCAUUUGAUGAGA
Molecule: messenger RNA, 703 nt
Organism: Mercurialis annua (annual mercury)
Lineage: Eukaryota; Viridiplantae; Streptophyta; Magnoliopsida; Malpighiales; Euphorbiaceae
Exons: 3
Coding region: 137-403 (88 amino acids)
Source: RefSeq, a predicted model, not a curated record